Molecule: messenger RNA, 804 nt
Organism: Klebsormidium nitens
Lineage: Eukaryota; Viridiplantae; Streptophyta; Klebsormidiophyceae; Klebsormidiales; Klebsormidiaceae
Source: the annotation of a GenBank genome assembly
AUGGACUUUGAUAAUUGGAUGAUGCACGGACAGAUCAAGUUCCGUGCAGGCAUUCGGAAGGUUCCCACUCGAUUGCUCGCGGUGGCACGCCCCGAGCCGAGCCGGUCUCAAAUUCCCCCAGAGACGUACAGCCCGCUCCCUGAGGACCAUCAGAGGCUAAGACAACGCUUUCAGCGAAAAAAACAGCUGCUGAGGUGUUGGUUACGCGAGAGGGGUCUACCUAUCUUCGACGAAGAGGAUCGGAUCAGACGGGAAGAUGGCUUCAAUGCAAACUUUUCGGUAGUCGACGACCCCGCAGCUAGCCUGGAAUAUGAAGGGAUGUCGCCACCGGAGCAGCCCCAGCAGCCGAAGCAGCAGCCCCCAGAGGAGCAGCAACUGAAGUACGCAGGGGAGGGCGAUGUGGGAGGUGGAGCUACACAGCAGCAGAGAGACGAAAGGAGCGGUCAGGUCAGCGAAGGAGUGUCUGCGUUUUGGGGGAUCCCGGGAUUUUCAGCCUGGCUGCGGGACUUGCCGGACAUAGACGUGGACCUGAACAAGCUGGACUACAAUACGGACCCGAACGACGAGGUGACUUCGCCGCCGUCGCUGCUGCCCGUUGUCUCGGACAAAGGAACCUGCCCAUCCGUCGAGCUAGAUUUGCGCCGGCACUUUCUGGUGGCAGCAACGAGGUACCUGAUGCGCGUCGUGGGGAGCGCGAACGAGCAGUUGAAAGAUUGCGAAGCAGCGGACCAGCAGAUGAUGCAGGAGAUAAUCGGGUCAAACGUGCGGUUGGUGAUGGAAGUUCAAGGUUACAUUCUGCAGUAG